CCCCUACGGCUUAAAACGUGCUCCUGCCUGCUCCACACAAUCAAUCAGGCGCGGCCGCGGCAAAUGUCUGUACUUGUGUUUGUCCUUACCUGAAGUCUUCAACAUGUAAACGACAAAUACUUCGAGCGUGUGACAUUCGUGCGGCGUUGACCUUCUCCUUCAUAUUAGUGCAGAUCUUCGGAAGCUGUAAGAUGAUCGCCAGAGUCAUGCAGUGGAAAGUCAUCGCGUCUGUUUGCGUCAUACUGUGUUUUGGUGCACUUUACGUCCGUUUUGAAAACAGGUUCGCUGUCAUAGACGCAUCAAGACUGAAACUGACUGAGACCGUUGGCAGGCUGCAGAUGGUAUUCUUGAAUGAGCGUCUCCACGAAUUUCCCCCUGUCCAGCAAAGCCAGACAGAUGCUCCGCUUGAUGACUUUGGUCUGCCCGAGGGAGCAAUGGACAACUUGCUUAUUCUAUACAACAGAGUACCUAAAACUGGCAGUACAAGCUUUAUGGGUGUUGCUUAUGACUUAUGUGGGACCAACAAGUUUCAUGUGUUACAUGUCAACACGUCCAAGAAUAUGCACGUUAUGCCUCUUCCAGAUCAGAUAAGGUUUGCUUACAACAUCACAUUAUGGAGUUCCAUAAAGCCAGCAAUCUAUCAUGGGCACAUUGCAUUUCUGGACUUCACCCGGCUCGGUAUAUCGAAGAAUCCCAUAUACAUCAACAUUAUUCGGAGGCCUCUCGACAGGCUCGUCUCGUACUUCUACUUUUUACGACACGGAGACGACUUUCGGCCAUACCUCGUUCGUAGGCGGCAGGGAAACAAAAUGACUUUUGACGAAUGUGUAUCAACGAAAGGAAUUGAUUGUGCGGAAGACAAAAUGUGGCUUCAAGUUCCCUUUUUUUGUGGGCAAGCUGCUGACUGUUGGAUACCUGGCAAUCCGUGGGCACUUGCACAAGCGAAACAGAACCUCAUUAACAGCUACUUCCUCGUCGGUCUCACAGAGCAUUUGGAGGACUUUGUAGCUGUCUUAGAAGCCUCAUUCCCUCGUAUUUUCAGGGGAGCCACAAAGAAAUUCCUAUCUGGAAAGAAGACGCAUCUGCGAAAGACUUUCAACAAGCAAGAGCCAUCUAAAGAGACCGUUGCGGCAGUCAUGCAAUCACGCGUCUGGCAGAUGGAGAACGAUUUCUAUGAAUUUGCCGCGGAACAGUUUGAUGCGGUGAAGAAAAGGACGUUGACCUCUUCCACCUUGGAUGAAGGCGUGCCAAAGCAGCUGUUUUUCUACGAGAAGAUCCGUCCCAAGUGAGACACGGUGAUCCUUAAUUGGGUCUGGCCGCGAUCGAAUCUCAUGCACAAGGGCUUAUCCUCCUAAAAAGAGAAAGUCUCAUUAAUAUGCUCAGACCAAGUGGUGAAGAGUCAGGUCAGCAACAGUGGUGUGAGCAUUCCAUUCACACAGGUAGCACACGAUUUUGUGUGGGGAGCAGCUUUUUUGGGACGUGCUGCAAAUUGUGUGCAGAGGUUGCCCAUUCUCGGUCGAUAUUUCCAGACUGCAGCUCUUAAUGAAUGGUUGUCCAUGGCUUUUAAUAGCUCGUACGCCGCUGUGCCAACAGUGGUUUAGGAACUUAAAGAGGCAGCUAAACGCGUGUACCCUUCUAUAGAGAGGCCUUGAAUGUAUGGCUGGUUGGCUCCUUGUGGUGUGGCGGAUCCUCUGUUUUUUUCCUAUGUGCAUUUUUAAGCAUUGCAAGGUGUUUAUGGCUGGUUGCAACAUGGCUCACCGUGCUUCGUUGCUGUCAUCUGAAAUGAAAAACACAGGUGAACGUAGAGAAAUGUUUUAUUUUUGAGCUGUACUUCCCACAGCAUAAAAAAUUGCGACACGGGUGUUACGCCCAGUAAAUUACGCUUUGGUGGUAUGUUGAGAGGCACUUUAGCAUGCACUUUAUAUUAGUGGCUUUUAUAUUGUCAUAGAGCUGGCAUCUAUUUUAUCUCUGGGAUCAUGGUGUGGUCCUGGCUUUUGGACUGUUUUCAAGCUUAUAACAUUGUAAAUAUAAUCUGUGGUUAGUGUACCAGCAGUCUUUGAUUCCACUAUUUAUAUAUUGUAUUACGUAUUGUAUCAAUCGAGGCAGUACAAAAACAUUGCCACAAUUUUGAAAGGCAGAUCUCACUGAUCCCACUAUUACUCAUCACAACUUUGGUGAACUAAAUGCUACGGCAUGGCUUGUGCCAGGAAUGACUACAGCGGAAUUUUUUUAUCAGUGUACCUCAAAAAGAGUGUAACAUCUGAUGUUUCAUUUUAAAUAGGAGAACCUCAAAAUGACUAUGAACAUGUUACUCUAUUCCAUAAUGAAGAAAGCCUGGCAUAUGGACAAGGACGCAAAAAACAGGCACGGCAGAACCGCUGAAACCAGCAACAAAAUUUAAAUGCACAAGGAACACAGAAAUAUAUGUACACACUGUGUGAGAAAAAGAGAGGGACAAGUGAAAGGGAAAACCAGGGAAGACGUCGACCGUAAGUAAGCGAAAAGACAGGACCAAAGGUGCAUACAUAUACGUAUUUCUGUGUUCCACGUGCAUUUAAAUUUUGUUGCUGGUUUGAGCGGUUGAGUCAUGUCUGUAUUUUGUGUCUCUGCCCAUAACUCAGACUUUCUUCAUUUUGGAGUUAUCCACCAGUUCAUACUCUAUUCGGUCAUUUUAUAUGACAGCCGCCUCUUAAGGAACACGUACACAGUUUCUCCAAGCUUCGACAAUCAUUUAUAUUCAGAAUGACAUCGCUGUCUUUGAGUCCUUUGUUGCAUCCGGGUUGAGGUCCAAAUUCCAUUGUCCCGAAUUAUUUUCAUUCGCCACAUUCUCAUGUUGGUAGCGCAUAGAACUUUGGCAGCGUAAGGGGUUGUGACGCCUCGAUACAGGUUGUUCAUUGCUUCAUGCAUGCCAGAGUACCGCAGAAAAAUAGUUAUUUUUGUACGUGUCGUAGCGAGCACGAUGCAGUACCCUUGAACACAGCUCGGAUAGUCUCCAGUGGGUCUUGUGAGCACGCGACCUCAACCGUGGCAGCCUCACUGACGGAUGUGCGUGCUGGGUGAGUCUUGGUAUUCGCUGAGCCUAGGCCUCCAUGUAUUACAUCAUGCGUGAAGGCUUCAUGACGCUCCCAUAGGAAACUUGCGACAAAUUUAGGUUAGUUGCUUACCACAACAAUGCUCGCUACAUCACACAGCAUGGUGGUGACAUCGUUGGAUGGCAAUAAGCGUGGAAUGUUAUGAUACAUCGAAGGAGUAAUAAAAUAGUAGUUUGCAGCACACAUUCUUGAGAAUUCAAUUCUAGCAAUAACUGAAACAUACGUGAAUAUUCAUAUGAGCAUAUGAUACAGUCAAACUCCUUUACAACGAAACUCAGGGGACAGAAAAAAAAAAAUUGCAGUAAAGGUAUUUUCGUUAAAAGGGAUGUCCAUUAUUGGACCUAUAGGGCUCCAGCGAGACCACAGAAAAAUUUGCUGUAGUGGUAUUUUCGUUAAAAAGGUGUUCGCUAUUGAGCAGUUUGACCGUAGACAAAAUGUGAUCACAACAGUUAGCAUCACCUGCUGUCAUGAUCCGCCUGUCACGGAGCAUUCCGGACGAAGGGUAGCAUUGAAAUUAAAUUAGCGUUCUGCCUCAAAUUUCAGUGGAUGUGAUGUUUAUUUGAAGGCACGAAUUACGCAUGAGUGGAGCUGCUUGAUGGCCUUUAGGGCCAUGUAGAACGUGCCGAGGUGGCUGGUAUACGUGUGGCAUAGCUUUUUCGGGCCUGGUGUAAUGCAUGGAGGACUUCACUGAGCCGAUUUACUACGUGUUUCCCCCCCCUUGCUGUAAAACUUGCUAAUAUCCGUAUUUUACAUUUGCACGGCGUAACCUGUGGCAAACUGCCACAACCUCUUUAAUAUGCCACCAUGUGUUAUCGGUUGUGUAGGCACAACAUCAUGAAACAUUGCCUACCAAACAGGCCUCUCUCAGGGUUCUGGUGUAGUUACUUUUACCAUACCCUACCUCGCUGUAAGUCGUGUGCCGUGGAAGUCAGGUAACAUUGUGAGCACAAGUGUCUGCCUUCCAUUUUGAUACUGUCGAGUCAUGAUUUUUUAUGACCUGCAACAGGACUUGGGUACAUUGAAAAUCUAGUUGCGAGCAUUAUUGCUCGCUGUAUUGCCUUCGGUUUUCUGUAGUAUGGGAAGCUCAAUUACUUCUUGCAAUUAAGAUGGACAUGUUUGUUGAGCUAAAACGCCUUGUAUUGCAGAAUGAAUUGCCAUGAAACUUCGCAAGUGUUUCAGAUUGUUCUGUGAUUGCCUGCAAUAUGUUUAACUGUUUUGAAAAAGAGAUGUACGUAGUUUAUGGUUUCAUUUGAGUCUGAAAGGAAAAGUAUGUAUAUUGAAUACGGUGCCUGUAGUGGUGCUCAGAUUUCGGACUGUCCACAUUGCUCUGCUAUCAAAACAUGAAUUGCACAUCUCGAUUGAAAGUAGAGCAAUGCUGCAUGCAUGCAAAAGUAGAGCCAGGCAGCUAGACAAAUAUGUUAUUUUUACAUUUCUCUACAAGUACGGUAAUUUGCAAAACUGUUUGGGAAUGUAGAGAUCAUUGAUGUGCGUUUCAUGUGCCUGAGCCAUAGAGAAUGUUCAGUAAAAGAAUUGAAUUGUAGGUAUUAUCUUUACAAGCUUUUAAUCUGUUUUGUGUGUCUCUACUAUUGUGAUGUUUCGAGGUAACGCAGAACAAUGGCUCUUCAAGACUAGUGCUGUAACAUGGCAAAUAGAUGGUCCCUGGUGACAUUUAGUUUAGUGACGUGUGUGUACUCAUAUGGUUGCAUUUAACAUCACUGUCACCAUCAGUGGUACGAGCAUCGUUUAAAUUUAGAAUAUUUAUAUUUAGCAGGGAUAAUGGUCAUCCUUAUUCCCAUGCUGUACCUUAUGUCAAGUGCUUUCAAUUUUGAGACGGGUGAUUUGGAAUAAAUAUGGUUGCUUGCUUUUUCA
Messenger RNA from Ornithodoros turicata, 4961 nucleotides. It is a transcript of the gene Hs2st, whose product is annotated as heparan sulfate 2-O-sulfotransferase 1-like. Gene Ontology annotation, molecular function: heparan sulfate 2-sulfotransferase activity. The transcript has 7 exons. Gene Ontology annotation, cellular component: membrane. The record is from RefSeq and is a predicted model, not a curated record. The coding region runs from base 192 to 1289 and encodes 365 amino acids. Lineage: Eukaryota; Metazoa; Arthropoda; Arachnida; Ixodida; Argasidae.